This is a messenger RNA of Tremella mesenterica DSM 1558, 441 nucleotides long. RefSeq lists its product as uncharacterized. NCBI's taxonomy places the organism in Eukaryota, Fungi, Basidiomycota, Tremellomycetes, Tremellales, Tremellaceae. The transcript is spliced from 3 exons. The record is from RefSeq and is a predicted model, not a curated record. The annotation marks the transcript as partial.
AAAGAUUCAGAAUUUCGAGUUUGGUUGAUAGAAGAAAAACAAUUGAAUCCUGAGACGAUAUCAAAAGAUCGUCAAAGAAAAGAAUUUUCCAUUUUUGUUGAAGAUUACAAUACUGCUACAUUACCUCAUGAGAAAUAUUACAACAUGACGGAAUACGAAGUCCGAAUGAAAUUGAUCAGAUCCGGUCAAACAUUAACUUUAGAAGCGGAUAAAUAUGAUCCUAUGAAAGAUGAGAAAGAACAUGAGAAUAUGAUGAAAGCAAGAUAUGGUCCUAGAGAAAGUGAUUUAACAAGAGAAGAAAUAUUAGAACUUCGUAAAAUCCAAAAAGAACGUUCUGAGAUUGGGAAAAUGAGAAUAUUAGGUAUGUCCGUACCUAAAGAAAUGGGAGUAAGGACGAAAGAAGUGGAUAGAAACGUUUUAUUUCCACCUGAUCCUUAUUGA